Molecule: messenger RNA, 216 nt
Organism: Penicillium waksmanii
Lineage: Eukaryota; Fungi; Ascomycota; Eurotiomycetes; Eurotiales; Aspergillaceae
Exons: 1
Coding region: 1-216 (71 amino acids)
Source: RefSeq, a predicted model, not a curated record
AUGCCGGGGAAGCCGAAGGUGGGCCACCAGCUCCCACAAAAAGAGACAAUAUCCGAGUUGUACGCCAAGAACAAAAGCCGACAUGAUGAUCUCCAUAUUCUAGCCCCAAGGCUCAAUUUUGCAGCCGGACCAAGUCUCGCUACGCUGCCGCAGUUGGUGAUAGUUGGUGAUAGCGGCAUGGACCUGGCAGCGCUGCAAGGUGAUGAGACAUCCUAA